AUGCAUUUGGCUGGUGAGGAAAUUGAGCAGAGUGUCACACCAGUUCGUAAUAUUCUUCGUGAUAUUUUCGCUCAUUCCGUGCCAAACAUUCGAACAAGAUUUACCUUUCUAUCACCAGUCCCAUUUGGCUCAAUUAGUCCGAUCAAACGUACCUCGGUCAAGAGUAGUUUAUGGACUUCGAAAUCGAAGGUAAAUAAAUCUAACACAAUAGGUGAACUUCGACAUCUUGGUGACUGUAUGGGUCGAAAUUGCAUCACACCGCCGGUGAUUUCGGCUUUACGCCUAUCACCGGAUCCUUCUUCUCCUCUGCCAAACUCAGAGCCACAUAGUCAAAGAUCAACCCAAACAAAACCUUGCACCUAUUUGGAAGAGGUACUAAAAAAGAAGUACACUUCGUUCUAUAAUGAAUUCAUCACAUCCCAGUUAGACAGUGAAGCGAAACAACGACUGGAUGUUUUGCACUAUUUUGGACUAGCCAAUGCGGCCGGCGAAUCCACACUGCCUGGAGUACCCAAAACACCGAAUAACACCAAUUCGACUAAUAAUCGUCAGAUGAACAAACCGUUUCAACUGGAUUUACGCAAAGUUCUGGCUCAUUUGAAUCAAAGUGCGGUACAAUGCUUUGGUACCAACCCCAGUGCACACGGGUGUGGUGGUCGGAAAAAUCAAGUGAUUGUCCAACUGCGAAAAGGAGCACAAUCGAAUAAGGUACAGACUGCCCGAAAUUGGACUCCCGAACCGGCUCACAGAUUGAUCCUAUACUCUUCGGAUAAGUUAGCCCCCGGAGCUUCAGCACAACCAAGACGUGACAGACUGUUCACAUCUGACUGGCGGCCGCAUCAAUCCAGUUCGAGAACUCCUUCACCCGGAAUCACUAGAGUUCGACGAUCGAAAAUUUCAAACUCCACCGCACCAGAAAAGAUAUUUGGAUCGGAUAGGUGGAAAUACUCUUCUCCGAAAUCCUCACUCUCAAAAAAGCGAUUUAAAACUGGCCGGAAAACGACUCCAGUCAAGCCCAAUUAG
Messenger RNA from Echinostoma caproni, 1023 nucleotides. Lineage: Eukaryota; Metazoa; Platyhelminthes; Trematoda; Plagiorchiida; Echinostomatidae. The record is from the annotation of a GenBank genome assembly.